AUGACGGUCGUAUUUUGCAACUCCGUUAACAUUUAUGCAGGAAUAAACGGUUUGGAAGUGGGUCAAGCUAUCGUGAUAGCGAUCAUUUUAUUUUUGAAUAAUCUGCUGUUUUUAAUUUCAAUGCCACAAAUAUUCAAUUUCAUCGUUAGUAUUCCACAACUAAUAGGCAUAAUUCACUGUCCAAUACAUCGUAUACCUCUGAUUAACAAAAAAACUAACUGUCUUGAACCGUCUAACAAUCAAACUUUGAUUAAUUACUGGCUUCGAAUAAGAUCUCAUUUGAGCGAAUUACAGCUAUUUCGUGAACUAAUGGUAUUACAAUGCGUCACUGGUGCAUUGGGUUUAUACAUUUACCAUAAACAGGCAAGUUAA
This is a messenger RNA of Dermatophagoides pteronyssinus (European house dust mite), 372 nucleotides long. Its product is annotated as UDP-N-acetylglucosamine--dolichyl-phosphate N-acetylglucosaminephosphotransferase-like. The record is from RefSeq and is a predicted model, not a curated record. NCBI's taxonomy places the organism in Eukaryota, Metazoa, Arthropoda, Arachnida, Sarcoptiformes, Pyroglyphidae.